Messenger RNA from Solanum tuberosum (potato), 1497 nucleotides. RefSeq names its product probable F-box protein At1g60180. Lineage: Eukaryota; Viridiplantae; Streptophyta; Magnoliopsida; Solanales; Solanaceae. The record is from RefSeq and is a predicted model, not a curated record. Gene Ontology annotation, molecular function: protein binding. The transcript has a single exon. The coding region runs from base 163 to 1332 and encodes 389 amino acids.
UCCACGCAGUGGCAGCGACUAACUAAGUUUCCGUAAUUAUUGAAAACACAAAGGGCAUUUUCCCCAAAUUUUUCCCUUUCCAUUUCCCUUUGCAGGCACCUAUAAAUACAACACAACUUCAAAGUUCAAACUCCCAAUAAGCCAAAAUUUCACACUCCUCAAAUGACUUCCUCACUCCAUAGCCCACCAAUCACCACCACCACCACCGUCACGGCGGAAGACGGCGGCGCAACCGGUUUUCCCGAUUUGCAUCCGUAUAUCAUCGAAGCUCAUAUCCUCACUCGACUCGACGGACCAACUCUAGCUUCCACCAGCUGUUCCUCUGCCACUCUCCACCGCCUUUCAUCAGAAAACCACCUAUGGUCACGGGCAUGCCACUCCACUUGGCCGUCUACCGCCACUCCUCGUAUCAGCCACGUCAUCUCCACCUUCCCCGACGCCGGUCACCGUACCUUCUUCUCUCAGUCCUUCUCUCUCCCUUCCUCCGAGAAUAAGCAAAUUCACGAUUUAGAGUCAGUGAGUUUGACGUCGCUGAGAUCUACAAUCUAUAUAAUCCUUUCGAAUUUUUUCUCCGUGUGUUUGUUUGAUCGGAAUCGGAAACAGUGGAUUAUUCAACAGACAAAUUCAAUUGCAAACCGUUCAUCUUCACCGCCGGAAUUAAUAUCGGCCGUCGAUAUACACUACAAAAACAAAGCGAUUUUCAGUAACGUACAAGAGACUGAAACGACGUCGAGUUGGUUCCAAUCCUCGCCGUUCAGAAUCGACAUGAUAGAUCCAAAGGAGGUGAUUUCAACGCCAAUCAAACACCCGAGCGACGACGACACGUGUACGGAUCUGAUUGAACACAUGACGUUGAGUUGGAUUCUGAUUGAUCCGAUCGGCCGGCGAUCGAUAAACCUCUCCUCCUUCAAGUCUGUUUCCGUACAACGGCACUGGUUAACCGGUGAAGUGCAGGUACGUUUUACUUCAAUCCUGACCGUUGAUCAAAAGAGAGGUCACGUGCAGUGUGAGAUAGUGGUCACGUGCGGUGGAUCUGAGGUAGGAGAAAUGCAGGUGAGGGAAGUGAGUUUGGGAGUGGAGGACAUGGAUGGAACUCAUUUGAAUGGGAGGGAGAGUUUGGUAAUUUUACAAAAGGUAUUGGAGGGUAAAAGGGGAAAUGGAGCUAAUAGAGGUGAAAUAGGGAGGAAGAGGUAUAAAGAGUUUUUGGAAAUGAGAAGGGAAAGAAAAGAGAAGAAGUUGAGGAGAGAAGGGACAUUAGAUAGCUUAUGUGUUGCAUUUGGGAUAUCAAUUUUUGUGGCUUUUUGGUGUUUUCUAUUUUGUUUGAGUAGAUAAAAAAAGAGAAAAAUAAAAAAAUAUAUAUUUUAUAUAAUUUACAAAAAUACUUGUAAUUAUCAUUUAAGGGUAUAUAUCAUAUAUUUAUAAUGAGAUAAAAGAGAGAGAAAAUAGAAUAGUCUGGUGCACAAAAGAUAUCGUGUUAGUAGGGAUCGAGAAAGAAUU